AUGGCCUCGCAAGCGAAGUUCUCGUUCCUGAAUUCUCAUGGAGGCCCAGGCAGCCGACAACUACAUGGCUUCACAGGCCUUGACCAGUCAGCUCCCGCUCGAUCGGCCUCGCUGCCGACGAUGAACGUCUCUGCAGGGUUUUCGAUGAAGCUCGGCAACCACCUCGGCUUCAAUGCCUAUGCCAAUCUACGCGGACCCUUCGUGGCCCGCCGCGACAUUCCGAUACUGCCUAAGAACCCGCGGGCCACAGAGAGGGAGAUCUACAAAGCACGCGUGGAGGAAGUCUGGGUGAUGCCUGAACGACUUCGCCCAGAGACCUUGCCACCAGCAGGGCAACAGAAGGAGCGGCGCAUGGGCAAGCGGAUGGUUUCCGAAAACACGAACACCCUCAGCCAUGUGGAUACCUUGAUUUGGGGCUCAGACAUUGACAAGAGUGACGGACUUCUCAAGCAAUGCGACUCCGAGAUUUACCGGGGUGCUGCCGGCCUGAAUGCAAAGGCAGAGCGCACUCCGAUCUACGGCUACAUCCCUCCCGUCUGUUACCGAACCUUCGGCCCCGUCGGUUCCUGCUUCCUCUCUCUGUCGCCUCGAGCUCCCGAGUCUCGAGGCACCAUCUCGCCCUUUGACGCCGUGCCCGCGCUGGUCGAGCGCCCCAGGCGCUGUUGGCCCUCCUGCGGUCGCCGCAAGGCACCCGACUGCGAGCGGAACGAUGCGGCUUGUCGAGUCACUGAAAAGCCCGGCUCGAUGAAUUCGGAGGCUUCGCCAGAGAUGGGCACCCCAGAAUGGGGCGCUGAUGUCGGAGCCACAGAGAAAGGACAGGCUUGUUCCAAGGCCGGUGGCGGUCCGCCAUCUCCAGAGGGCUCGAAGCUUGGCCGAGGCCACAGGUCGUGGGGGCAACAGUCCACCACAGCGAGCAGUGGCCUCGGCUGCUCCAAGUUCGCGUAUGAGAGGCACUGCGGGGCAAGGGGCAAGUGCUGGGCAAGUGCAGUACCUGGCUUUGGGUCCCUCGGUGACCAGGCCGAGGAGGUUCCAGAGAUGGAGCAGUACAGCAAAGAGAACUUACCUCCGGCUUCAGAGCAUGAGAUUGAGUUCAUAGUGCCGCAUGCCGCCUCUUUUCCGAGUGGUGAAAAAGUGCGAUCGCCACCGCUGAUGGUGCGAAAUUUCAGAUUUAGGAUACUGUGCUUUCCAUCGGGAACGUCGAGUGCUGGUGGAACUGCGGUCAGUGCAUUCGUGGAGGCCGAUCCUCCGGAAGGUCUUGAUCCGCGGUGGAUCUUCCAAGGUGUCAAAUACCAGGUCGCACUCGUGAACUGGCUUGACUAUCGCAGAACUAUAGUCAAGAGCGACACGUGGAGUUUCUCCAAGGAUGGAAUUGAUAGAGGUUGGCACGACAUGGUGAGGACGUCUGAGUUGUCUCAGGACACCGGCUGGUUAGGCCCACGUGACAGCCUUUGCUUCCGAGCAUGUGUUUGUGUUCGACAGGCUGACAGUGUCCAAGCUGGUCAAGACUUCAACUGUAGGAAAGAAACCGGAUAUGUCGGCCUGAUGAACCACGGCGCAACGUGCUACAUGAACGGUUUGCUGCAAAGCCUCUUCCAUGCCGGAGAGUUCAGGCGAAUCGUUUACUCCAUUGAAUGCGAGAAGGAGGAGAAGGAAGAUGCGCCGAUGGAGAAAGCAGGCGACACCGAUGCAGAAGGAGAUGUCUCCCUGAUCCAGGCCUUGCAGAAUGUCUUCUACAGACUGCAGACCUCCGAGCAGGCUGUCAACUGCAAGGAGUUGAUGAAGUCUUUCGGCUGGGACACCACCGAUGCAUUCACCCAGCACGAUGCGCAGGAGCUGAACAGGAUCUUGUGCGAUCGACUGGAGGAGCAGAUGAAAGGUACUCCAAUGGAUGGUUCCAUCAAGAGGCUCUUCGAAGGCGAGAUGGAAAAUUACAUCGAGUGCCUAGAUGUCGACUACACCUCCAAACGCCGCGAAACGUUUUAUGACAUUCAGCUGAACAUCAAGAGCGAGAAGGGGAAUGACCUCCAGACCAUAGAGGAGUCCAUGAAAGAGUUCACUGCGGAUGAGAUGCUUGACGGUGACAACCUUUACGAGGCUGAAGGCUACGGAAAGCAGCGUGCAAAGAAGGGCAUCCGGUUCGUGCAGUUCCCUCCGGUCCUGAACCUGCAGCUGAAGCGCUUCCACUUUGACAUGGAACGCAUGGACAUGGUAAAACUCAACAGCCGCUUUGAGUUCCCACGACGCCUCGAUCUCUCCCAGUUUGCACCUGGCGCCGGGCAUUAUCUGCUACACUCCGUCGUUGUCCACAGUGGUGAUGUCAACAGCGGUCACUACUACGCCUACAUCCGGCCAAACUUGGACGAGCGAUGGGUGAAGUUUGAUGACGACAAUGUUACGCCCUGCAGCGAUUUUGCGGCGGUCGAAGACAACUUUGGGGGAAGCGACCCCAAUGCCUUCAACUAUUUCGAUCGUAGCCCAUCUGAGCUCAAGAGUAUGCAAUGGCCGAGCCGUCCCCGGAUCCACAACGCGUACAUCCUUGUCUACAUCCGCGAGGACUGUGCGGAGGAUGUCUUGCGCAUCCCUGAUCCGAUGCAGGUGAACAGCCGGAUGGUGGAGAGGUGUAAUGCCGAGGUACGAUUGCAAGAGCAGCGACGGCGUGAGAAGCUGGAGCUGCAGACAAAGAUCAGGAUAAACCUGAUCUUCGAGAAUGAUUUGUGUUCAAUGACCGGCUUCUGGGACCACACCAGCAUUCCAACGGGGCAGUCCUUCAAGAUGAACCGGGAUCAGUUCGUUAAGGACCUGCUCUCGCACGCAGAAGAGAUUCUGCAGGUGAAUGCGAAUCACCUGGCUUUGUUUGCUCUUCACCUCCGAUCGAACCCGCGACAGGUGAGGUUCGAGUUCAUGCCGCAUUUCAAGACCCUCAGGACGCAGAUACCGCCCGUCACAUCACCUCACUACGACUCGCAAGAUCCUUGCAUCACCGUUCUUUGUGUGGCUGCAAGAGGCCACAAUGUUGGUCCACCUCCGCUAAGGUGGCAAAAUGAGUCUGCCGAGCCUGAAGAGUUGGUAAGGUGGGACGAUCAACAAGUGAUUAUGCUUGUGGUGAAGUAUUUUUGCAUCCAAAGACGAAAGCUUGUCACUUUGGGCUGCUUCUACAUGCCGCUGAACGACCCUCUGAUCAGCAUGGUCAAGAGCAACUGGGUGACUGAGAGGUUACAGCGUUUUUUGGACAGUCAGGAGGUGGCGCCACUUCCACCCCAAUUGCAAUCGGCUGGAGAGGAUGGCACGAAGCUUGAAACAGCAUGGGAAUGCUGGGAAGAGUACACAGAGCGUGACAUACAAAGAAGAAGUGCCAAAAAGUCGGCUAAGAUGGAGCGGUUCAUGUGCGGUGACAUCAUCGUCUGGCAGCAAUCUUCGCCCUCUGCACCGCCGGAGGUGGCCGGUGAGGAAAGUCCAAUGCAGCCAGGGCAGGUGGCGCCCACGUACCCGGUCAACAACGUCUUUGAUUUGCUUGAACACCAGCUGAAUUCCAUUGAAGUGCAAGUGACGCUGGUUGAUCGCAAGCAGCCUCUUUGCAUCGAUGGCGUCGUCAUGAACGGUCAUUGGGGGGCAUACCGGCCUGCAACAGCGCAGGUUCAGGAGGGAGUCCGGGAGGAGAAGCCAGAGGACAUCGCUCUUUCCAAAAGUCCAGCGAGCUUCUCGACUGCCGUGACCAAGGAGCUCCAAAUGGAUCUGCGGUGGACCCAAAGCCACGUAACAGGAAUCAUUGCACAAGCCUUUGACCUGAAGUCAGUCAUGACGCCAGCGUCGACUUCUUCCCCGGACCAUGAGACCUACUUGUGGCUUUUCCAGUCCCCGCCAUCGAAUGGAGAGGAGCCGAUCAGCACGAGCAUACACGCUCGAUCCACGCUGAAGGACAUUCAGCGGUAUGCUCCAUAUGUGUCACCAGCAGGAGGCAAGAAACCGCUGAACCUCCAUGCGGUCGAGAUGCCGUAUCACGCAGGAGCUGACGGUUUAGAUUCCAACUUGUGGGCCUUCGGCGUGCGCUUUUUCGACUCGGCGGUCCGAGAGGUUGGGAGCGCAAUUUGUUAUGUGAACCCUGGCAGUGGCACAGUGGAGGACUUGCUCAGAGCAGCCGAGCCCCUUAUCGAGCCUGAGUGGAAGAUUUCGGGUCCGCUACGUGCAAUGGAGGUCAUCGACGGCAUGGCAACACUCUGGAGGCCCACAGAGCCUCUGCGCAGUCUUCAUUGCUAUGGCAAGUACAACGUGCUUUACCACGCAGUGCGCAUCGAGGCAGAUCCUGACACGGCCACGAUGUCGCCGGAUGACAGACUCAUUGAGGUGUACCACUGUGACCGCUCAAGCCAGCAGGCUUUUGGUCAACCUCUGUUUCUUCCGGCCGCGCCUGGCGAGAAAGCUGGCACCUUCAAGAAUCGAUGUAAGGAGCGACUUGGAGUGCCAGAGAACGAGUUCAAGACCUGGAGGUUGGUCCGGACUGGGCAGAGGGCGGGGCGGCAGCAUCUGAAAGAUGACGACCCGCUGGAUUCAGAGUCCGGCCUGGACAACAGGAUUUGCCUUGAGCACGUGCACCCGAAUCCCAGUUACGCCAGAACAUCAAGACGGAAGCCCCUCGGCACGAUCGGGAGGCCGAAAAAUUGCACAGGCACCAUCUCAUCCACGCGUUUCAUUGGGAUAAUGAUGCGGUUCGGAAGGACAGAGCCUGGAGCUAUACCAGACGUGACCCAGACGGCCGCCCCUGGGACCGAAAGGGCCGAGAAGGGAGCCGCAGUGCGAGCUAGGGUCAGCGAAGGAUCCGGAUCGGGUUCAGGGUCUGGUGGUUCAGGAUCUGCCGGCAACAGUUGGGAACAGGCCACGAGCUCCAGUGGUGGUCAUUCAAUCUCCUACAAGGCUUUGGAAGUCCUCCAAAGUAUUGCCGCAAGUGAGGAGUCGCCGUCACCGAAGCCGUCACCGAAGUCGCCAUCAGCAGCAGCACUUCAGUUCGGUCGAUCGACCGCUGAAGAAGUAAGACCUGCAGCUGACUGUGAUGAGGACGAGGAGCAAGCCGCAUCUGCCAGUGCGCGUGUCAGGUUUCUCUUUGUGUCCCUUCGCACGACGACUUCCUGUUGGCGGGAGGGCAAAGGUGCUUUCCGGGUGCUCCGAUUGCGUACGCACAGCUUCAUGGUACAUGUAGGUGGUGAGGCUUUGGAUUUCCAUGGACGCGGCGUCUCCGAUUUGCGUUGUGGUGGGGCUUGUGAGAAGUCAGGUGUGCUGACCCUUCGCUAUUAUCUUGUCGAUUUUCUCCCUGGUCGCCGCGAUUACAUUCGCAUUCAAGAUCACAGUAGUGAAAACGGGGACGCAAGGGAAGUAGGAGCCGGCGCGGAUUGCCAUGUGGAGUUUGUGCGUCAGGGGCUUGGUGCUGCUACGCUUGGUGGCCGUGUCUUGUGGGACGGCUUGAAGAAAGUGCUGAGCUUUGAACUCGUGGAAGUCGAAUGUACGCAGUUGGUUGAUUUUCAGUCGCCGAAUCGUGUUACGCCAAACAUCUCUCAUGGGUGGCGCAAUCUGGCGUUGUUUGAACUCAUUGCCGGCAUGAAGCAGCUGCUGGCGGCCUGUGGUGGCAUCCCUUCCUUGACGGAGUUCGUUUCCAAGAAGAUGCAGCACGAGUCGCAGGUUUUGAAGGAGCAUCCCAAGCUCAAGGAGGUCAAGGGCAAAAGGCCGAGGUGA
Symbiodinium necroappetens is the source of this 5721-nucleotide messenger RNA. The record is from the annotation of a GenBank genome assembly. NCBI's taxonomy places the organism in Eukaryota, Dinophyceae, Suessiales, Symbiodiniaceae.